GCUAUUGAAACUCAGUAAUCAGUAAAAUUCACUUCGAUGCUUAAGUUAUCUACACAUUAUUAGUUAUUUGUUUACAUUUGUUAUAAAUAUAUAAUAUUUGGUCAUAGAAACAAUUAACAAUAAUGACGCUAUUUGAAAGAUUGAGAGAAGAUUUUAGCAUUUUUUUACAACAAUGUUUAAGAAACUCUGAUGUUGUAAAUUUUCAAAAAAAAUGUAUCGAAGCUUGUACUAAUGAUGUAGAUCGGAAAGCAGCUGUUGAUCAAGCUUUACGUGAUACAUUAUUAAUGAUUUUAAAUGAAAAUACAUCGAAAAAUGUCGGCGUUCUUGAAAAUUACAUUACACUUACAAUUGAUCUCUGCAGAAGAGAUUUAGCAACUUCUAGUAUGCCUGUAAUGCUUCUUAGUGAUAUUUUCGAUGCAAUGACACUAGAUAAGUGUGAACAACUCUUUACAUAUGUUGAAAAUAAUGUUGGAAUUUGGAAAGAAGAUUUAUUUUUUAGUGCUUGUAAAAACAAUUUAUUACGAAUGUGUAAUGAUUUAUUACGACGAUUAUCGCGGUCUCAACAGACAGUAUUUUGUGGAAGAAUUUUAUUAUUUCUUGCAAAGUUUUUCCCAUUUUCAGAGAGAUCUGGACUUAACAUUGUCAGUGAAUUUAACUUAGAUAAUUAUACUGAAUUUGGAACUGAAAAACUUGAAAAUGAUUUAGAACCAAUGGAAGAAGACAAUAAAAGUGAAAAUAAAAUACAAAUGGAUUAUAAUUUGUAUAGAAAAUUUUGGGCACUUCAGGAUUUCUUCCGAAAUCCUAACCAAUGUUAUAAUAAGAUGCACUGGAAAGUUUUUUCUGCUCAUGCUUCUAGUGUUCUUUCUGCAUUUUCAUCUUUCAAAUUAGAAGAUCAGCGUACUUGUUCUGUGACCGGAGUUAACAAGGAAUUUACAGUGGAAAAUAUAUACAAAGAAACUCAUUACUUUGCCAAAUAUCUUACGAAUCAAAAAUUACUUGAAUUACAACUAUCAGAUUCAAACUUUCGACGUUAUGUACUUUUACAAUUUCUUAUUCUGUUUCAAUACCUCAACAGCACCGUUAAAUUCAAAACUGAAACUCAUGAAUUGAAACUGGAUCAAGUAGAAUGGGUGAAAGCCACAACGGAUCAAGUUUAUGCUUUAUUGAUUGAAACUCCCCCAGAUGGUAGAGUAUUCACAGAGAUUGUAAAAAAUAUUUUAAAACGAGAAGAGCAUUGGAAUACUUGGAAAAAUGAUGGCUGCCCAGCUUUUAAAAAACCGUUGUACAACUCCGGUGGAAAUGAUGAACCAAGAAAAUUAAAGAAACUUAAACGACGUAUAGGUGAUGUUAUUCGAGAUGCGCAGUGUAUUGGAAAAUUUAAUAUGGGAAACUCUGAGCUCACUAAACUAUGGAACCUUUGUCCAAAUAAUUUAGAAGCUUGCAAAUCCAAAGAUAGAGACUUCUUACCACUAUUAGAAACAUACUUCGAAGAAGCCAUAAUGCAGUCAGAUCCUGCUGCUAUGGUUGAUGAUGAAUAUAAAAAAGUAAAUGAUGGUAACUUUGGUUGGAGAGCAUUGAGAUUAUUAGCUAGACGAAGUCCACACUUUUUUGUUCAUGGGAAUAAUCCUAUCAACAAAUUACCCGAGUACUUAGAGACUAUGAUAAAAAAAAUUGCUAAAGAUCGACCACUUCAAUCAGACAUGAUUAAAACGGAAACUGAUGAAACUCCUCCUCCAGAAUCAAAUGAACAAGAAUUUAAUGAAGAUGUUUUGAAACAAGAAUCAGAACAAGUUGAAUGUGAAAAUUCAGAGGUUAAAACUCGUAAAUUAAAUUUUGUCAACGUAGAAAUGAUUGUAAAACUUUCAGAGGUAUUGAAAAAUGAUUGGGAAAAAUUAGCUACAAAACUAGGAUAUGCUGCAGAUGAGAUUGAUUUUUUUCGUGGAAAACCUACUCAAUACGAACAAUGUAAGACAAUGUUGGAGAUUUGGGCAGAUGCCGAUGAAGAUGCUUCUGUCGAAAAUUUGGCCUACAUUUUAGAAGGAUUAAAUUUCAAUGAAGCAGUUGCGGUAUUAAAAUCGUAAAAUAAAUAUACUAAAGUUUUGUUAUUUUGUAUUUUUGCAACUUUACAAACAGUGUAAGGUAAAACAAAUAUUAAUUUCAAUCAUUUUCUGUAUUCAAUAUUUUUUUAAUUAUAACUCUAAAUAACAAAUAAAUUGAACAGAUAGUUGAA
Molecule: messenger RNA, 2230 nt
Organism: Microplitis mediator
Lineage: Eukaryota; Metazoa; Arthropoda; Insecta; Hymenoptera; Braconidae
Gene: Hpr1
Product: THO complex subunit 1
Exons: 8
Coding region: 123-2081 (652 amino acids)
Biological process (GO): signal transduction; mRNA export from nucleus; regulation of DNA-templated transcription elongation
Cellular component (GO): THO complex part of transcription export complex
Molecular function (GO): protein binding
Source: RefSeq, a predicted model, not a curated record